Messenger RNA from Triplophysa rosa, 3411 nucleotides. It is a transcript of the gene nexn, whose product is annotated as nexilin (F actin binding protein). Gene Ontology annotation, molecular function: cell-cell adhesion mediator activity. The record is from RefSeq and is a predicted model, not a curated record. The transcript is spliced from 15 exons. Lineage: Eukaryota; Metazoa; Chordata; Actinopteri; Cypriniformes; Nemacheilidae. Gene Ontology annotation, biological process: axon guidance; homophilic cell-cell adhesion; dendrite self-avoidance. Gene Ontology annotation, cellular component: plasma membrane; axon. Bases 162 to 2777 code for a protein of 871 amino acids.
AUUUGACGGAGUUGCACGGGGAGAGAAGACUGAUCCUAUCAUUGUCAAAGCCAUUGCAAAUUAGGAUAACAAAUCAUAUGAAAGACGUUGGGAGAGUGUCACUCUAAAGAAGCUUCAUCUGAUGUAAACAGGCCCCAUCACUGUGUCUGAGAAACGACAACAUGACUGAAGUGAUGAGCAUGGCGGAUGUGUCAACAGACACGAUGCAUAUAAACGACACAGAAAACACAAAUGACAUUGAUGAUGCUAAUGAAACAGAGAACAUGAGUGAUGACAAAAACACUAAAGAAGAACGCACAACAGGCUCAGCUGAAUGCGUGACUGAAGAGGUGGAGAUGAAGGAGGUUGCAGAUAAACCAAAGAAGACAGCAUCAGCGGAGCAGGAGGAGGAGGAGCCCGUGCAGGAGACAAAGACCACCUGCAGAGCGAGGAAGCGAGAGAGGGUUCAUAAAACAAAUGAUGCAAACAUCACUGAGGUGGACAAUAUGAACGAUGUGGCUGAUGAAUCACAUGACACAGAUUUGGCAAAUAUGUCAGAGGUGGCUUUUAAACAAGAGAAACUGCUUAAAACAUCAAAGCCUGUAAUGAGGAGUUAUGUACCCAAGUUGGGCAAAGGAGAUGUAAAGAAUAAGUUUGAGGCCAUGCAGAAAGCUAGAGAGGAAAGAAACCAAAGCAGAAGUCACGAAGAGCAAAAGAAACGCAGGGAUCAGUAUGUUAAAGAGAGAGAACACAUUCGCAGGAAGCAAAUGAUAAAGGAACUUCUCGCCUCCAGUGAUGAAGAGGAGGAGGUGAAGCCGACCAAGAUAGAGAAAUCAUACGUUCCCAAGAUUACAGGCAGCGUAAAGGGCAAGUUUGCAGAGAUGGAGAAACAGAGGCAGGAGGAAGAGAGGAAAAAAACAGAAGAGGAGAGAAAGAAGCGAGCCGCACAGGAGGCAAUUGAGACGGCCAAGAGUCAGAAAGAGUUGGCCAAGAAGGCACAGGCGGAAGGUGAUGACAGUCUUUUGGUAAGAGUGGUGCCCGCAAAAUCACAGAGACAACCAGGAAAGAUGAAGGUCAACUUUGAGGACAUAGAGAAAAACCGUGAGGAAGACUUAAAGAAGCGUGCAGAAGAGGAGAAGAAGAAGAGAUACGAUGAGAACAAGCUGUCUUUCCGUGAGGCGAAGAGACGCUCUAUGGUUGAACAGCUGGACGAUACAGAGUCUCCAUCUAAAGGGAAGGAGCACGUGACCCCUGGCAAAUUACGUCUGACCUUUGAAGAGCAGGAGAAAGAGAGACAGGAGCAGCAGAGAAAGAUGGCAGAAGAGGAGGCCAGACGCAGACUGGAGGAGGAGAAAAAAGCGUUUGAGGAGGCCAAGCUGGGCAUGGUCGAGGAUGAUGAGGAGAGUAAGAUCGUCCAGGGAGAGAAGGAAGAAUUUAGGCCUGGUAAGCUGCGACUCAGCUUUGAGGAGCUAGAAAGACAGAGGCUUGAAGAGGAACAUAAACGCGUGGAGGAAGAAAGAAAAAGACGCAUUAAAGAAGAAAGGAAGGCAUUUGCAGAAGCCAGAAAGAGCAUGAUUGUAAAUGACGACGAUGACAUCCUGCUGGCCAUGAUCAACUCAGACGGGGCCACACCUGGGAAGCUGGCCAUCAGCUUUGAGGAUCUGGAAAGACAGAGACAAGAAGAAGAGCAGAAAAGGAAAGAAGAAGAGGCCAAGAGACGUCUGGAAGAGGAGAAAAGACUUUUCGCAGAAGCUCGCAAAAGCAUGAGCCCAGGACUGGAUCAGGAUAAUAUGACCGCAUGUGGAGAUAAAGAAAUACAAGAUGAUGAUGAUACUCUGGUAAGGACAGAGUCACAGGAAGCAAUGUAUCCUGGAAAACUGGAAAUCAACUUCGAAGAGAUGCUAAAGAUGAAAGAAGAUGCAGAGAGGAAGCGCAAAGAGGAGGCCAGACGCAUGAAAAUGGAGAUGGAGAAGAAGGAGUUUGAACAGCUGCGGCAAGAGAUGGGCGAGGAUGAAAUUAAUGAAAGCACUGAGGUGGUGAGCGCCGAAUACGAAGAGCUGACAAAGCUGAAGCGGGCCGGCUCCAUCCAUGCCAAAUCCCUGAAGUCCAAGUUUGAGAAGAUCAAGCAGCUGACGGAGGAGGAUAUCCAGAAGAAGAUUGAGGAGGAAAGAGCACGGAGGAAAGAAAUCGAUGAGAAAAUCAAGGAGAGAGAGGCAGAGCGAUGUCAGGAGGAUGACAACGAGGACAAAACAACGCCAGCUAAAGUGGAGGACGCCCCAUUCAGACAAAAAGUGGACAUGCGCGCGCGGUUCGAACAAAUGGCAAAAGCCAGAGAAGAGGACCAGAGGAGAAAGAUCGAAGAGCAGAAGUUACAGAGGAUGGAGUUUGAACAACAAGAGAUUGACGCUGCUCUUCAAAAAAAAAAGGAAGAAGAGGAGGAAGAGGAAGGUAGCAUCAUCAACGGUUCUGCAGCCUACGAGGACGAAGAAGACCACGCCAGGUCGGGUGCACCGUGGUUUAAAAAACCCCUGAAGAACCAGUCGGUGGUGGACGCAGAGCCUGUACGAUUCACGGUGAAGAUCACAGGAGAACCCAAACCAGAGGUCACCUGGUGGUUUGAGGGUGAGCUGCUGCCAGACUCGGAAGACUAUCAGUACAUUGAGAGAGGAGAGACCUACUGCCUGUAUCUACCAGAAACCUUUCCUGAAGAUGAAGGAGAGUACAUGUGCAAAGCCGUCAACAGCCGAGGCACGGCCGCCAGCACCUGCAUCCUCACCAUUGAAACUGAGGACUACUGAUGAUCUCCUUCUCUGGAACUUUCCCAGACUUUAUGUUUUCUUUUUGUAAAAGUUCAUUUCUCACGGUAGGGCCAAAAACCGAGGAGGAAGGCGGGUAUUUCUUUUUUUGCCAUUCCUCCGAAAGAUACGCUCAACGAUUAAGUGCAAUCUGUUGUUUACAUAAGAUGUUGCACUCACGGUUGACAGAGAAACUGGGAUGAAGUUGUGCCAAAACACUGUUGCGUGAUCUUUUGCUGUUGCAUUACUGAAAACUGCAUAGCGUAACUGAAAACAAAUAGAGUACAGUACAACGUAUACCCACUAAAUCCUGAGGAAGAAUUUCAUACCCAUAAAAAAAUGAAUGAAUGAGACAUAUUGCUUAAGAGUUUGAUUCUGUGUUUGUUAUAGUCUUCCUGGAAAGGGGGCUGCUGUGGCAUCUCUUUUUGUUAAAUUCCUACAAGCACCUCUUUUCGGGCUCAGAUUUCUUUCCACUUUGUGAUUUGAGUAUUGCAAGUUUUUAAUUGAAUGUACACAUGGAGCUUUAAUAUCCCAAGGUGUAGUGAGUAAAUGUAAUGUAUGAAUAAUAGGCUAUUUAGGUGAUUUUAGGUAUGCAAAAUAUCUGUGUAAUGUACAACAUUAUAAUAAAAUCAAUAAA